Molecule: messenger RNA, 1128 nt
Organism: Thermothielavioides terrestris NRRL 8126
Lineage: Eukaryota; Fungi; Ascomycota; Sordariomycetes; Sordariales; Chaetomiaceae
Exons: 1
Molecular function (GO): FAD binding
Source: RefSeq, a predicted model, not a curated record
AACAUCUCCUACAGCCUCGUCGACCGCGAGACCACGCCGCGCGACCGCAACUGGGGCAUCACGCUCAGCUGGGCACUCCCGCUGCUCGAGGGGCUCCUCCCGCCGGAGCUCGUGCCGCAGCUGCAGGCCUGCCAGCCCGACGUGUCGCUGUCCGUCGCGUCGGCUGGCGAGCAGGGCGUGCUGAUCCGCGACGGCGCCACGGGCGCCACCAAGAUCCGCGUGCGCUACCCGGGCGGCAUCCGGCGCAUGCAGAUCCAGAAGACCAAGCGCGUGCUCGCGGCGGGGCUGCGCCUGAAGCGCGGCAAGCGACUCGUGUCGCUCUCCUACGGCGGCGACAAUGACGACUCGCGCGCGACGGUGACGGCGCACUUCGCCGACGGCACGGCCGAGACGGGCACGGUGGUGGUCGGGGCGGACGGCGGCGCGUCGCAGGUGCGGCGGUGCCUGCUGGGCGAGGCGGCGGCGGCGCAGGAGGUGCUGCCGUACGCCUUCAUGAACUUCCCGUUCCGGCUGCCGGCCGACCGCGCGCGCUGGCUCGACGCCGUUAUGAACCCCAGCGUCGACGUCGCGCCGCACCCCAAGGGCAUGUACAUGGGCCUGUUCCUGCUGGACAAGCCGGACCUGGACCGGCCCGAGACCUGGCUGUUCUACCUGCUGGUCACCUGGCCGAUCGCGACGCGCGAGGACGAGGAGAACACGGGCAACCGGCUCGAGAGGCUGCGCGCGCACAUGGACGGCUGGGCGGAUCCGUACCGGUCGGUGGUGCAGUGGCUGGCCGACGACGUGGCGAUCGGCACGGACCAGCUGCGCAUCUGGCACCCGAAGCCGUGGGACAACCGGGGCGGGCGGGUGACGCUGGCCGGCGACGCGGCGCACAGCAUGACGUUCCACCGAGGGCAGGGAGGGAAUCUGGCCAUCAAGGACGCCGACGAGUUCGUCAAGCGGAUGGUCGAGGUGCAGGAGGGCCGGCGGUCGCUGAAGGCGGCCAUGGACGAGUACGACAGGGGGGUCGUGGAGCGCGGCCAGGAAGUCGAGAUCUCCAAGCAGCAGGCGGCGGCAUUCCACGACUACGCCAAUUUCGACAGCAGUCCGGUGUUCAAGAUGGGCAUCAAACCGGCAGGCAGCUGA